AUGGAAGAGAUCAAACCUAUAGGGCCAGAGCCAGUAGCUGAGGAAAAGCCAAGUUUAUCACGCACAGGAUCCACGAAGGGCAAGAAGGGCAAAAAAGGCCUCGUGCCGGAAGUCAAGGGAGAUCCUAUGCCAGCCAUUGAGUCCAGAUUCGCUACGGACGACGCCAGUGUCGCGGCUGACGAUGACUGGGCGAGUGGCUCCGGCACUGCCAAGAGGAAGGACAAUAAAAGCAAACGGAAUUCACUUGCUAGCACUGGCUCCAAGAUGGAUGAAGCACCAUCGCCACCGCCUCCUGUGCCUGACGUUCCAGAUCCUUCUUCGUUUGAUACAUGGGAUACUGCUAAAAAGGAAAAGGACAAGAAAGGCAAAAAAGGCAAGGUCACCGAGCCUGAGCUUAUUUCUGUGCCGGAACCCGAGGAAACGGAGGAUACAGUGAAGGACGGUUUAGCCAGUUGGGCUGGUCUUUCCGCCAAGGAUAGGAAAAAGAAGGAAAAAGAGAAGGAGAAGGAGAAGGAGAAGGAGAAAAAGGACAGAGAGACAAGAGAAGCCAGGGAAGAGGAAGAGGCCGAAGAGAAGGAGAGGAAGGAAAAGGAAGAGGCAGACGAAAAGGAAAGGGAGGAGAAGGCAAGGAAGGACAAGGACAAGGUCAAGGGAAAGAUCGGGAAGAAGGGCAAGACUACUACGUCGCCCGAGACCUCAAAGACCAAGGACUUGCUUGCAGACUCGAUCCCUGAUAUUAUACCGGUUGUAGAGGAAGAUACCUGGGGUUCAACUUGGGGUUCAAGCUGGGGAGCUGGAGCGUCCAAGGAGAACAAGAAGAAAGGUAGCAAGGAGAUGUCCUGGGGAGCGCCACCGCCGGCACCCACUCCGCCCGCGCAAGGCUUGACUCCGGAGCCUGAGGAAAAAGAAGGGGAUUUGCUGGAUGAUAAUUGGGGUGACUUUGCGCCUGCCAAGGCUACUACAAAGGGGAAGAAAGAUGGCAAAAAGGAUCCCAAAGAGGAUUUGAAGGCCGGCAAGAAGGGCACAAAGGACAAGAUCGAGGAAGUGGUAGAUGACACGUCCAAGAAGUCGGCGAAGGAUGACCUGAAGAAGAAGGACGCCUGGAGAGAGGAUACACCUGCAAAAGCAGCCAAGAGUUACUGGGGCGGUAUGGGAACAACGUCUGCCUCCAAGUCUAAAGCGAGCUCCAAAGACAAGGAUAAGGCGGCAAAGGAAGCUGAGGAAGAGGGAGAGGAGGAGGGGACGGAGGAGGUGGACGACGACGACGAUGAGAUUCUAGAGAUGUUGGACGAAGAGCCCCCGAGCAAAAAGCCGGCAAAGGAUGGAAAUCUUUGGAAGACGAGCACUAAAGAUAGCGACAAGGCUAGCAAAGGCAGCAGCGUGGCGAAGAAGAAAGGUGGUGUUGGUGUCAGGGAUGACGUUAGGGAGGCGGUGACAAGUAAAGGCAAAAAUGGCAAAUCCAAGGAGCUUGGUACAGAAGACAAGGAUGAUGAGAAAAAAGAAGAAGAAAAGGAAAAGGUUGAAGAUGCUUUCAGUCUACCGGUAUGGGCACCUUCGUCCAAGAAGACAACUGGCAAGAAUUGGAAAGCAGAUGAGGUCUUAGGGAAAAAGGAAAUUGGCGCUAAGGAUCUGACCAAUCAGAAGUCAACGGGAAAGAAGGGAAUCUCGAAUGAGCCAGAAUUUACCCAUAAAGAUGACCAACCUUCGACGUUAUUGCAACCUUCGAAACCUUUCAAGUCAGCAAUGUCCACUUCGAAAUCAACAAAACCUUCAUCCGUCUUACAGAGAGUCAAGGAGAUUGAGAAGGAGAAGAAUAAGGCUUCAGAUUCUGCGCCACCUGACCUAGAUCCCGAACCAACUUCAAAAUUCGACAAGAAAGCUGGCGCAUCAAGUAAAAGCAAAGACUUAGCAUCAAGUAAAGCCGCCGCAUCAAAGACCAAGGAUUCGAACCCUGAAUCCAAAACCAAGAAGAAAUCUUCAGAGGAAACUGUUCCAGGCAGUUUCCCAGGUGAAGGCAUGGAUGACGACUUCAACAAUCUCGAUGAGCUCGAUGAGCUCGAUGAGCUCCUCGAUGAUGAACCCCUGCUCGAGAAGAAAGACAGCAAGAAGGGCGCCAAAUCUACUAAAGAGUCGAAAAUUACCUCAAAGGCUCGCGACACGCCCGAGUCGAAACGACCACCGACACCGCCACCUGAGCCCAAAGAGGAGAAGCCUGCUAAGAAAGAGCGCCCUCGCAUAGCCAAAGAGGGAGGUGCCUCUUCUUGGAGUCUCUGGGGUGCAGCUCCAGCAAAGAAGAAGGAGACUAAAGCAAAGGACGAUGCUGACGUCUCAUCGCCGCCUAAAAAGGAGAAAGCUGCUGCUCCUGGCUUUAGUAGAUCAAAGUCCACCCGGACAGCCAAGGAGAAAGACAAGGAGACAGUCAAGUCUGAAGCUAAGUCGUCUGACUCCGACAAACCAAAGAAGACAGAGUCUCGUCCACCCAAGUCGCGGGGCUCAAGCUUUGGUGCGCUAUUUGGCGGCGGACCUCCAACACGGACCAAGUCGGUUCGAAAGAAUAGUACCGCGCCUUCAGUUCCCAAGAGUGCUGCUUCUAGGAGGCAGUCCAUGGAUGUCGAUGCCACCGGUCUUCCGUCUCCGCCAGCUGAAGAAGCGCCGGAAAUGACUUCAAAAGCCGCGAAGAUGAUGGGCACUGCCAAGCUGGAUAGGAAAGCCUCGACUCGAGGCAAACAGAAGGCGUCUGGUGAGAAGCUUCCAGCAAUGUUCGAAAAGUCCUUGGAGAAAGCUGACGGUAGCAAUGUAGCUGUUCCAGAUCCUUAUGCCAUCGACUCAGAUGACAUGGUGAUGGUGAAUGAUGUGGACGAUCCCCUUGUCAAUGGCAAAAAGUUCUCCGCCACUAAAGACAAAGGUUCGAAGAGCAAGUCCAAAGGAAUGGAUGCCGAGCCAAGUUCAUCUCUGAAAAGGGAUUUGCCUGACAGGACCAAAUCUAAGCGAGACUCCAAAAUGGAACCAAGUAGCUCUAAGAGAAAGUCCAAGAUUGGGAACGACAUCGACGAUGAUGUUGUCAUGGUUGACGCAGGCUCUUCGGGUGACGCAAACGUAGAGCCUGGCCCCGACGAUAUGCAGUUCAUUACCAAGCCUAGAGGACUCCAGCGCUCGGCCACAAGCUCAAAGAAACCUGAUAGCAAGUCCGGUGGAAUAGGGGGCGGGCUGUUCGGCGCUUUCCGUAAGAGUCGUCGUGCAUCUGAGGUCAACGAAUUUUCAAAAAGCAGAGCCAUCGUGGAGGAUGAGGAGGUAGCACCUCGCAAGCGUACCGUCACUGGCGGAGAUGACUCUGCUAAGCGUCCUCGCCGUGACGACCGCAGAAAAACUGAGAAGACAGAUCGUGCAGCUGACGGCUAUGUCUAUGACACCGCUAGAGAUGUUGGAGGAACUACCGAAGCGGAAGAUGCGGACGCACGGAGAGAGAAGAGACGGACUAAACGUGCAGAAGAUGAUCGUAUUGCCAAAGAGCCACGUGAAGAAGCUUUGAAAUACGAAGCUGAUCGACGAGCUAAGCGUGGUGAAGCAGACAAAGCCAAGCUUAAGGAUGAGCGCGGCAAGCGAGCUCGCAAGGAGGAGGAAGCCGAAGCCCGUCGCCUCGAAGAAAAAGAGGACCGCCGAGCUGCACGAGAAGCUCGCCGCAGAGAAGAAGAGGCAAACAGAGCGCUCGAGGAUGACAUCCUCAAACCCCGGUCUAAGCGCCGUGAUACAGAGAAAGAGGUCCCAGCGGCAUCCUCAUCUCGACCUCGCACAUCUGACCGUCGUCGCUCCCACAUGGAUAAAGCCACCGAACGCCCCAAAUCCUCGCGCCGAAAAUCCACAAUUGCUCCAGUAGACGACUACUUUGACCCCCGCAACGGCCGCCCUACCAAUGACAAUGACCCCUACGGUGGCAACGACCAUACCACCUCUUGGGUCAAAUCCCAAGUCUCCGAACCGCCCGAGCCCCCGCCAGUCGAGCCGACAAUCAUGGAACAAGCCCCCGACUUCAGAGCCAAAGGCGCCGACGACCUGGUGGAAGACGAAUAUGCCAGACGCGCGAGCCAUAAGAAGCCAAAGAGGGGUAGCCGUAUGUACACCGAUCCCCUCGCUGAUGAACAAGAAGAGCGCAGGAGGCGGAGGAAGGAGAAGGAGGUUCGGAGCAGUGAGGGCAGUGCGGCGGAGGAGAGGUAUGGAGGGUUGGGGAGCAUGGAUAGGAGACAGAGUGAUCUCGGAGGCGUGAAGCUGGGGGCGGGGACGAAGACGUUUGACGGGAAGACCGGGCAGGGAAAACGAUCCAGUUGGUUUCAAAAGGUCACCGGAGGGUUCUGA
Messenger RNA from Letharia columbiana, 4350 nucleotides. RefSeq lists its product as uncharacterized. Lineage: Eukaryota; Fungi; Ascomycota; Lecanoromycetes; Lecanorales; Parmeliaceae. Bases 1 to 4350 code for a protein of 1449 amino acids. The record is from RefSeq and is a predicted model, not a curated record. The transcript has a single exon.